AUGAAUGAUGACGAGAGAACAGAGGCGCGCAGAGGGAAGUCGGCGUGCAGGGGACGGCAGGUCCAACGGUCGUCAUGGCGCGGUGCAGGGAGGCCGAGUGGAGGACAGCGUUGCCGGAUCACGCAGGCCGAGCAAGAAGCUCGGCGAGUCGACGAGGUUGAGGGGCAUGCGCAGGGACGAGCGAGCAGGGAGGAGCAUCGAGCGGAGCUGUGGACGGAGGAACGCGAGCCGGGAACGCGACGCGGCGGCCAUGGCCGAGCAGAGGAAGUUCCGGCCGGGCGCGGCGAGCAGAGAGAAGCGGCUGCCAGACGCCAUAGGAGACGGGCGUCGAGCAAGCAGAGGGGACGGGGCGCGCCGCUGGGAGCUCCGCAAGAGAUAGAUGGGCGUGCAGGGAGCCAUGGGAGAGAGAGCCGAGCUGGAGCUGGAAGAAGCUCCGGCCAUGGGGGAUACAAGGGGCUAGGGCAAGCUCGGGGAGGAAGACCGCGACGUGUAGGAAAAUUGGACGCCAAGCAAGAGCACGACAGGGAGGAGCUCGGCCGGGCGCCAUGGGGCGAGCUCGAGGAAGCUCCACGGCGGGGUUCGCGGCGCAGGACGCAGGCGCGCGUGCAUAGAGGGAGAUGCGCACGGCUGGCGAGCGCAGGGAGCAUGGCCAGGGCACGGCCGAGCUGGCAGCAGGGAGGAGCAGAGGAGCACGGUGCGGCAGGGAAGGAGGAAGCCAAGCGCCCUGGUGAGUAGAGGGGAUUCGACGAGCAGGAGUCGGCGGCCUGGAGAAGAAGGGCAGCGCGCACACUGGGAGAGAAACCUAGCGCCAGAGCUCGGCUGGAAGGAGAUAAGGAAGAAAGAGAAGCUCACGUGGGAGGAUAAGAAACAGGU
Zea mays is the source of this 873-nucleotide messenger RNA. RefSeq names its product oleosin-B3-like. The record is from RefSeq and is a predicted model, not a curated record. The coding region runs from base 1 to 735 and encodes 244 amino acids. Lineage: Eukaryota; Viridiplantae; Streptophyta; Magnoliopsida; Poales; Poaceae. The transcript has a single exon.